GCAUGACUCAGCAUUCUUCCGAGGAGGCUGAGCUGCUUUCUUUGGCUCACGGAAAUUUCCGGCAGAGAGUACCAACGCGGGACGGGAUCCUCCUCCUCCUCCGCUGGGCUUCUGCUGGGGACACCUGCUAAGGCGACACCUGCUAAGGCUUCGUGAUCCUACUUCCCACUUACCCGAGAUGCCUGGAAAAUAUACGAUCACCUAUUUCCCCGUACGCGGGCGCUGUGAGGCCAUGAGGAUGUUGCUGGCUGAUCAGGGGCAGGAGUGGAAAGAGGAUGUGGUAACCAUGGAGAUUUGGACCAAGGGUGACCUCAAGAAAUCUUGUGUCUUUGGCCAGCUGCCUAGAUUUCAGGAUGGAGACUUUCUUCUGUACCAGUCCAACGCGAUCCUGCGCCACUUGGCAAGGAAUCACGGACUCUAUGGUCAAGAUGCCCGUGAAGCGACGCUGCUGGACAUGGUGAAUGAUGGAGUGGAGGACCUGCGUGUUAAAUAUGGCCGCCUCAUCUAUCAAAACUAUGAGGGUGGCAAAGCGGACUAUAUCAAGGCCUUGCCGGGAGAGCUGCGUCCUUUUGAGAACCUUCUGGCUCAGAAUGAUGGUGGGAAGACCUUCAUUGUAGGCAAACAGAUCUCCUUUGCUGACUACAAUCUGCUUGAUCUAUUAAAUGUGCAUUUGGUCCUGGCCCCCGACUGCCUGGCUUCCCUCCCCUUGCUGGCUAGCUAUGUGCAGCGGCUCAAUGCCCGACCGCUCCUCAAAGCUUUCUUGGAGUCUGAUGCCCACAAGCAGCGCCCCAUCAAUGGGAAUGGCAAGCAAUGAAAUGGAUUCCUUCACCAAGUUGCAGCUUUUCUGGUGAUCUCUGGGUGCUUUGUAGUUUUGUAUACAUUAAUAUUAAUGAAGCGAGUUUCAAUAAAGAAUUCUGCACAUCUUUGCUUGGUAGGGAAAGUAUGGUAACUAAAUUCAGCAGAAGCCCACUGCAAUCAAGAGGAGAUGUGAUUAAUUUGCUAGAGCAAAGUGGCUUAUUAUAAUUGUUGUAGUUACUAUUGUUAUUUGUUAAAUUUAUAUCCCAUUUCCCCUCCCAAACGAACCCAGGGUAGCAUAUAUAGUGAAGCCAUAAGCUAGGAUUUGUAGCUUUUGUGGCUUCAGAAGUGCAGCACAAGACACCUAAGGGUGAACAUACACAAGGUGGCGGGAAAUUUAUGAUCAAAUCUCCCACUUUAAAAAGAAGUAAAUGCAAGAGCUCCUGCUUUUAGAUCAAGGAGGCUGUGUUUGCUUAUUCCCCCCCCCCAUGCUUCCCCCCGAUCAUAAUCAGCAUCCCAUAGCUCUGUUCACCCCUUUAAAAGUUAUAAUAAUAUAUUAUUUGCCACCUCAUUUCGAUGCACACUAGCUCUCCACUUCCCACCUUUUGAUCUUGGUAAUUUCCAAACAGGUAGCCAUAAUAGUCCUCUACAGCAAAAAGUUUAGUGGCUCAUAAGCUUUAGUGAACUAGAUCUCACUUCAUCAGAUGCAUAGGAUGUGAUCCUCAGUUGUAGGUGUGUGCAUAUAUUGCCAUGCCUGAGGCUGAGAGAUUUUAGCCUGUGCUGCAUUUUGUGACAGCAAGUUGGUAAAAUGGCUCACUGCUCAACCAGGUUAGAUGUUCUCUGAAUCAUAUUGGAGAAACAGCAGGUGCAAGAUCCCAUUGGGCCAAUGUGAUUCAAAUCCCUGUUCCGUUACGAAGCUCCCUGGAGUGCCUUAAGCACAUCACUUUCCUAGCCUAUGGCAUAAGUUAUAAUGAGAAUUGUAAUGAUUUUGUACACUGAAGUUUAAGAAUAAAACAAAUGGCAUUAAAUUAGA
Molecule: messenger RNA, 1828 nt
Organism: Podarcis raffonei (Aeolian wall lizard)
Lineage: Eukaryota; Metazoa; Chordata; Lepidosauria; Squamata; Lacertidae
Gene: GSTP1
Product: glutathione S-transferase pi 1
Exons: 7
Coding region: 179-814 (211 amino acids)
Biological process (GO): glutathione metabolic process
Cellular component (GO): cytosol
Molecular function (GO): glutathione transferase activity
Source: RefSeq, a predicted model, not a curated record